Messenger RNA from Peniophora sp. CBMAI 1063, 660 nucleotides. Lineage: Eukaryota; Fungi; Basidiomycota; Agaricomycetes; Russulales; Peniophoraceae. The record is from the annotation of a GenBank genome assembly.
AUGCCCAAGGUAAUUAAUAUUAUGCAUGCGCUCGCAGUUCGCUUCUUGGAGAGUCGUUGGCCGGCGUGCAUGUCGGAAUGGGAGCAAGAUCGCGAGCAUAGGGGACAGCAUCUAGAUCCAGCGCGCGCCGUGAGCAUCGCGAAAGCUAACUCUGUGCGUUCAAUACUCCCCUUGGCAUUCUAUGAACUCCACACAAUGCUCAAAGCCGAGUAUCAAACUAUCAUGUCACGUUUGGAUGUGCAUAUUCCGCUCCCUGACUUGAAUCUUCUCUCGGCGGACGAUCUGCGUCGUUUGAUCAAGGGAGGCGCCGUCUUCGAUGUUGACUGCAAAGCCGCCUUUGCGCGGCUUGAGUCCUUUGACACGUCAUCGACGUGCGCUAGUAAAGACAAGCGCUAUAAAGAGUGCGUCGGGCACAUCUCGGAGCCUUUCGCGAAAAUGAAGAAGUCGGACGAACGGUUGUACGAGUAUCGGCUGGGACGACCGUUCGUGUUGCUUCGCUCCCUCGAUGAAGGCCUCUUGCACUUUUCGUCAGGGCUCUGCAAGGCAUGUGUUGAGCUCUUUCAAGCGCGUGCGGGAGCGGAGAAGUAUAUUUUAUGGAAAACCCUACCGAAAGCAUUUGACCUAAUCGAGGAUGUAGGAGAGGAUUGGGGUACGAAAUAG